AUGGUUGAUCGAUUUAACAAGCGAUAUCUUGAGGUCCUAGAUGUCCAUGCGCCUGUUAAGUCAGUGAAAGUCAAGCAUCGCCACUGUCUAUUUGUCAAUGAGGAAAUCAAAGAGCUGAUGCGAGAUAGAGAUAGAUUAUUGAAGCGUGCUUGUUGUACCGGGCUUCCUGUGGACUGGGAAGUGUACCGUGACUCCAGGCAAGUGGUUAAGAUCAGGCUAUGGAAGGCGGAACAAGAAUACAUAAAUAAAGAGAUGGAAGGAUGUCAGAAUACUAGUUCUCAGAGGAAAUUGAUAAGGAAUUGUCUGCCGAGAAAGGAGGCUACGCAGCAAGUGUACACGAGAGAAGUUAAGGCGCUCGCAGAGGAGUUUAACGAGUUUUUUGUAUGUUGGUGCUAAAGCAUCAGAGGCAUCUAAAGCCUUGAUUGCUACUCAUGAACUGUCUCCGCCAAACGAUUUCACUAGUGGACAAUAUAUUACGGAUGAGGAGAAGUUUAAUUUUUGCACUGUUUCAAGUCACGAGAUUCGUAGAGCCAUACUGUCAUUUUCAUCUAACAAAGCCCCGGGGUUUGAUAAAGUCACCAUGUCUGUGAUUAAAGAUGCGCUCCCU
Molecule: messenger RNA, 607 nt
Organism: Porites lobata
Lineage: Eukaryota; Metazoa; Cnidaria; Anthozoa; Scleractinia; Poritidae
Source: the annotation of a GenBank genome assembly